GAAAACUGACCCGUGGACACUUUCUCCCCUACCGACCGGUGUCCGACUCAUCUUCACUUGAAAUCUAAUAACUGAUGAGUGAGACUAGUGAGGUCCGACCUCCAGCUGAUGUGGAUCUGGGCGUGUGCGUGCUAUGGCUGAAGAUGUCUGUGGACUCUGAGAAGCGGUGUGUCCUGUUGCCGCGAGAGACCAGGACUUCAUGUGUGUUCCACACAGCCGAGGAAAAGGAUGAGAUACCAGGGGUGGGUGAGGACAGUGUGCUGGAGAUGCUGAGCUACUCCAAGUUCUCCGACUUGGAAACAUGGCUGUGCAUGCCCUCCACCUUACUGCCCCGAGUACUGGAGUCCACGCAUUCCUGCUCCUCUUCCUCCUCCUCCUGCUCCUCAUCCACCACCACCUCCGUCUGCACCUCCCCUGCUCCUGCCCCCUGCCUCUCCACAGGCUGCGAGACUGCAGAGACAGAUGCACAAACACAAGGACCUCCAGAGAAGGAAGCCCUGUUCCUGACCCCUGCUCUCGGGAGGGAGACCCCGUUCCUGGCCACACCGCUCGCCCCCAUCCUGUCCUCUACACCCUGUCACAUGACAAACCUGACCUCAUCGGGAGACUCCGCCUCCCAGGGCAGGGUCAACGUGAGGAAGCGCAGACGAUUGGCAGCCAGCCCAGGAGGGCUGCACUGGAACGCUGCAGGUUCAGUCCGGCGCGACUUUGAGCGGUCUAACUCCUCCUCUAAGCGCACCCCUAGCCCCGCCUCUAACCAUGGCGUGGGGGGAAGCAGCCCCCCCCUGCGGGAGACGGCGGGGGCAGGAGGGGAAUGGUGCGCGUCUUUGAGGAAGACGGUAUCCGUUGACGACCGUUUACUGCAGCCGGUGGUCAGAGAUCAGAGACAUAGCCGCCUGGACAGAGGCAAGAAGAAACUCCGGAACAUCCAUAAUUCCUUGGUGUCAGCCACAGCCAUCAGCAACCCAGCCCCGCUGUGA
Osmerus eperlanus (European smelt) is the source of this 980-nucleotide messenger RNA. It is a transcript of the gene ankfn1a, whose product is annotated as ankyrin repeat and fibronectin type III domain containing 1. NCBI's taxonomy places the organism in Eukaryota, Metazoa, Chordata, Actinopteri, Osmeriformes, Osmeridae. The transcript is spliced from 6 exons. The record is from RefSeq and is a predicted model, not a curated record. The coding region runs from base 75 to 980 and encodes 301 amino acids.